This is a messenger RNA of Fomitopsis serialis, 3628 nucleotides long. RefSeq lists its product as uncharacterized. The record is from RefSeq and is a predicted model, not a curated record. Bases 51 to 3455 code for a protein of 1134 amino acids. Lineage: Eukaryota; Fungi; Basidiomycota; Agaricomycetes; Polyporales; Fomitopsidaceae. The transcript is spliced from 8 exons. Gene Ontology annotation, molecular function: metal ion binding; protein binding.
GGACCAUCUCAAGGGCUGACUUACUCUUAACCUGCAUCAAAACAUCUGAAAUGGCGGCGAAGCCACUCGUCCUCGUUUUCUCUUUUUCAGACUUCCAAAUGAGCGAAAUGGAUGCGCAUCUCUUGCUACAUCUGAGAGCUAAAAGCGAAGUCGAAGUUGUCACGUCUCGGGUUACCGCUCUGCGGUGGCUGUCGGGGACUUCACGCCCUCAGGCCAUCCUCCUUGCCGAUGAAGUCGUCACCGAGCGAAAACAGGAAGCACUACUACGGAAGCUUGUAGAGUACGCGAGGUUGGGGGGUACGAUUGUCUUUGGCUGCAGGUUCUCGACGUUCGUCAAGCCCAAGAACAUGGAGGCACUGUUUCAAAGGACACUGGGAUUGCCAUGGGCUAGGGGCAAUUAUCACCGGUCUACGUUCUCUCUCAACAGAAGAGUUGAGAACAUUAGUCUCGAGAACCUUUCUCCGUCAUACAGCAUGAAAGCUUCGCACCUUCGAAACGUCGCGCCCACGGCAGCUGUGUAUGUGCCCACCGACAAAUCUAGGAUCGAAUCACACGUGUUUGCCCCUGCUCCCGUCGGAAAUCUCGACGAGACCCCUGCCGCAUUCACCAAGCUUGGCCUCGGCUACGUCGGCUAUGUGGGAGACGUCAACUCCGAAGAAGAGACAACACAUCUACUCGUCAAUAUGUUGCUCGCAUCUGCGCGGGGGCGGGAGGCGACGUCGACCGCCCAACCGAGUGUGCAACGAUCCUCGGUCUUGAUUCUUUCGCUACACAAGGACGCUGCCUUCGAUGCGCACAACGCUGAUGUGUAUGCUGUUUUGCGUAGUAGGGCUGAAGUCGUAGAAGUUUCCACGAAAUCUCAUGCCCUGCGAUGUCUUACGACGACACCACUCCCAUCCACAGUACUGGUCACGGACGCUGGUCUCUGGGACGAAGAGAACAGCUCCCUGUUGUCAAGACUCGUUGCGUAUAGUCAACGACGCGAAAGCACUGUUGUCUUUGCGUGCCAGUUCAGUAGCUUUGUGCGCUGGCCAGACCUUGACGCUCUCUUCGUGCGACUGGAGCUCUCCUGGCGCUCGGGCUCUCACACGAAGAUGGAUGUGACAAUCACGAGGGCUGUCGACGAUCUCGACUUCGAUUCACUCACGGAGACCUAUAAGUACCCGAAAGCCUUGUUCCUUCAACAUGUCCCAUGGGAGGAGUCCGUCUACGUCCCUACUCUGCAAUACCGCAGUCAGGAGACAAUGGCAGCGCUGGGUCAGACGCUGCACGGAGGCCAUAUCGGAUACGUUGGAGACGUCAACCCAUCGGAGCAUACAACGAAGCUCGUCCUCGCGCUCUGCUUCCCAAAACCAGCGCCAGCGCCAGCGAACGAGGCAAGCCCGGAAUCUCUUCCGGCAGCCGCUUCGCAGACGCCUGCCCCUCAGUCGGAAUACCGCGAGCAGGCUAGCGAACAAGCUGCGAAGCCCCAGAUUCUGCUCGUCUCCUUCGACAAGUUAUAUUUCUUCGACGGCAUCGAACAGCAGCUACUUUCGGCCCUCAAACAGAAUGCAGCAGUUGAGGAGGCACUCGACGCCAAGGCUGCCUUGAAGCGCUUAGCAGCAAAACCGAGCCCGGCUGCGGUCGUCUUCACUCACCCCGCCGUCAUUCGCGACGACAAGGUCAUUCACCGCGUCAUUGAGUAUGCUCGUGGAGGUGGUAGGGUGAUCGUCGGCUCUCAAUUUUCCAACAACCUCCCGCUCGACCAGUUGAAACCGUUCUUCCAGAAAUGGGAGGUCCCCUGGGCUGCUGGCGCAUAUCACCGCACGACAGUCGCUCUGAACCUGGACGGUGUACCUCCUCCGUUGCGCUCGAGCAAACUGUUCCCUGCAUACAGCCAGAAGGCCGUUCAUCUGAAGCACGUGAAGAAGGAACACAAGGUUUACGUGCCAACGGCGGCGUCAUGCGUAGAGAACCAGUUUGGCCAGCCCGGCGAGGCGUUGACUGGGUCCCUUCUGGACGAGUGUUCCGUAGCCUGGGCUCCUAUCGGCAAAGGCUAUCUAGGGUACAUCGGCGACAUCAACUCGGAAGAGGAGAGCACCAGACUGGUUCUCGAGAUGUGUGGCAUCACGGUCAAGCCUGGGGAUCUUGGCUCCCGGAAGUGCGAUGUGGGCAUGUACAUCGAGGGCGACGAUGUCAAGCCCAUCACAGAGACAUACGCCGAGCGACUACUUCUGCUGCGUCAGGAGCUGUCGCAGCCUCGGCCUCGAGAGAAGGAAGUAGCCUUCCGAUCGGUGAAGCGUGCCAACAUGUCGCGGCGCAAACGUUUGACGGCCGAGGUGCUGAAGGAAGAGGGUAACAAAUUGUUCAAGGAGGGCAAAGCAGCACAGGCGGCGAGCAAGUAUCGUCAGGCUGCUGUCGUCUACGGUCCCAAACCGGUCUACAUGAGUAACCUCGCCGCAGCUCUACUCAAGAUGGAACGCUACGUAGCAGCUGAGGAUGCUGCAAGCCGCGCGCUCUUCUACGAGCCGAAGAACAUCAAAGCGCGAUACCGCCGAGGGAUGGCAAACAAGGAGUUGCGCAUGUAUGCUUAUGCCAUAGAAGACUUCCGCAGCGUUCUGAGACAGGAUCCGUCGUCGGCGCUUGCGCGGACCGCUCUAGUGGACACGAUCCGUUUGAAUAAUGAGCGAACACCACCUGAGGGACCACCGGAGGAGGCAGAAGGGAAUGAGCCUCUGUGGGAGAUAAUGACCGAGUCGGAUAGCAGCGAAUAUGGGCAUGAGGGGAACGGUACGCCCUGUCGUUAUCUGAACCACGACGGAUGCAGGCAUGGCUCGCAGUGCAAGUGGAUGCACGCGCCCGACGACCAGAGCGUUCGUGACGAGCUAGGCCGUAACGUCUGUAUCUUGUGGCUGCUCGGGAAGUGCACUUAUACGCAGUGCUAUUACGCGCACGACAAGACGUACCUUCCCCAGGGCGGCUGGUGGAACAAGCCCGACAAAGUCAAGCACUUAUCACGCGGAGCCAGCAUCCCCAUCACAGGCCGGAAGAAGAGAGACAGAAACAUGUUCUUGGUGUCGAUUGCGUACUUACAGGACUGGCGCACUGACGAGUGGAUGUCUGGGCGCUUCAGCGAAUUGGACGACGAUUCGAUCGACAUCGGGCAGCGGUCAGGCGUAACGGUCAACACGACCCAGCGCGAUGGUCGGGUCCAGUGCAGCUACACCAUGCCCACAGGCGACAUUGGAGGCAGAGGCAGACACGAUGAGUACGAUGAAGAUGACGACGAGGAUGACGAUGAAGAUGAUGACGGAGACGACGACGAUGCUGCGUGGGAAGAGGAGGAAGAGAGGAUCAAUAAUUUCGGCUUCACCAAGAGCGAGGUGAAUGAUUUGCUCUGCCAAGGUGUGAAGCCUUGGGAUGAAGACGCUUGGGUGCGUGGUCUGUAUACAUGUACAGGUUAUGGUUGCUCAUGACAUGCUACGGUCUGUCAGGACGUGCUGGAUGCUCUGCGUGGCAUGUAAUGGCUCGUAUAUGUCUCUUAUCAGUGUCCACUCGUGAGAUUCGUGAAUCGUUGUGUCGUGCCAGUCCUGCUUAGUUGUAGUGUUACUUUUUUGAAUUGAAUUGAUGAUAGCGGCGUAGCGUACUU